Acanthoscelides obtectus is the source of this 522-nucleotide messenger RNA. The record is from the annotation of a GenBank genome assembly. Lineage: Eukaryota; Metazoa; Arthropoda; Insecta; Coleoptera; Chrysomelidae.
GUGAUGACGUGAUUAUCCUUUCUGAUCUGCCUCAGUAUGUCAAGAAUACAUUUUCGAUAUUACGUUCAAUCUGUCACUUGUGAAGUCUAAUACUCCAUUCAAAAUUGGAAGAUGUGGCAACCUUGCCAACUAACCUCACAUUCUGAGCCUCAUCUUUCAAUGCUAUGUAAACUGAAAAUUAUUCAUGUUUUGAACUUAUAUUUGUCUCUCGUGGUUGUUUAGCUAAGUUUUCAAAAUGCCUUACAAGUGCUGGGUUCCUAAUUAUGUCGGUAAUUACGGGAAGGGUCCGAAGGUAUACGUAUUUUCGUUUCCAUUGAACGAAAACUGUCGUAAAAGAUGGCUCAAUGCAAUCCCUCGUAGUGAUUUAGUGGUUACAAAAUACACCCGAGUAUGCAAUUUGCACUUCGCUGAGGACAUCAUCAUUUGGGAAUCCACCUUCCAUGACGAAAAGACAGGACAAAUCAAGCAGAAGAAGCCGAGAUGAGAAAUUGAGGGACAAGGAACAAGAAUAACUACUUAAAG